AUGUGUCCCCGGGCCCUGUCGGUGCGUGUGCUGCGGCUGGGCGCGGUGCCGUACGCGGAGGCGCUGCGGGUGCAGGAGCGCUGCGUGGCGGCGCUGCGGGCGGCGCGGCGGGGCCCGGGGCAGCCGCUGCCGGUGCCGGUGCCGGUGGCGGCGGCGGCGGAGAGCGUGGUGCUGAGCGAGCCGCUGCAGCCCGUGUACACCUGGGGCCUGCGGGGCGCGCCGGGCGCGGCGGCGGCGGCGGCGCUGCGGGCGCGGGGCGCGGCGCUGGUGGCGGCGCGGCGCGGCGGGCACAUCACCUUCCACGGGCCGGGACAGCUGCUCGCCUUCCCCGUGCUCGACCUGCGCCGCCGCCGCCUGCCCCUGCGCGCCUACGUGGCCGGGCUGGAGGCGCUGGUGCUGCGGCUGUGCCGCCGCCUCGGGCUGGGCGCGGCCCGGGCGCUGCCGCCGCCCUACACCGGGGUCUGGAUGGGCGACAGCAAACUCUGCGCCAUCGGUGUGCACUGCGGGAGCCACAUCACCUCGCACGGGCUGGCGCUCAACUGCUGCACCGACCUCUCGUGGUUCGAGCACAUCGUGCCCUGCGGCCUGGAGGGCAAGGGCGUCACCUCGCUCAGCCGCGAGCUGGGACACCACGUCGCCGUCAGCCAGGUCCUCCAGCCCUUCCUCGACUCCUUCCAGGAGGUGUUCGAGUGCACUUUGGUCUCCUCAGAGGACCCCGGGGACUAGGAUCGCUGUGCUGCCUCGGCCGGGUGUGCUGGCCCCAGGGCAGCCUAGGGUCUCUGUUGU
Molecule: messenger RNA, 786 nt
Organism: Melozone crissalis (California towhee)
Lineage: Eukaryota; Metazoa; Chordata; Aves; Passeriformes; Passerellidae
Gene: LIPT2
Product: lipoyl(octanoyl) transferase 2
Exons: 2
Coding region: 1-726 (241 amino acids)
Biological process (GO): protein lipoylation
Cellular component (GO): mitochondrion
Molecular function (GO): lipoyl(octanoyl) transferase activity
Source: RefSeq, a predicted model, not a curated record